This is a messenger RNA of Sphenostylis stenocarpa, 690 nucleotides long. NCBI's taxonomy places the organism in Eukaryota, Viridiplantae, Streptophyta, Magnoliopsida, Fabales, Fabaceae. The record is from the annotation of a GenBank genome assembly.
AUGCAAAGAGAACAUCUGCGUAAAGGGACUUGGCUUCAAGAGGAAGAUGAACAAUUGACAAGCUUUGUGGCCCGUCUUGGGGAACGAAGGUGGGAUUCCCUUGCCAAAGUUUCUGGACUCGGGAGAAGUGGUAAGAGUUGUAGGUUAAGAUGGAUGAACUAUCUUCGUCCAAAUUUGAAGCAUGGUCCUUUUAAUGUUGAAGAAGAACAGCUUAUUGUUCAGCUUCAGAAGCAAUUGGGCAAUAAGUGGGCAAAGAUUGCUAAGAGACUUCCAGGAAGAACUGAUAAUGAAAUCAAGAAUUACUGGAGAACUCAUUUGAGGAAAAAAGCUCAAGUUCAACAAGGAGGAGAUUUCAAGCAUAAACUAGAAAGUGGAACACAAGAUUUGAACCAACAAAGCAUUGAUAUGGUUUCCAAGGAUUACAGCACAGGAAAAGUUAGUUGUCAAGAUAGUGAGUGGGAGACAAAGGAUAGCUCCAUGGACACUUUACCCUUAUCAGAUUGGGAAUUGAGAAGAUCACCCUAUGAAACUAGGAUAUUGGAUUGGAUAGCAGAAUUGAAAAAGGGUUAUUGUGGGAAAGAACUAGAACAAGAUUGUAAUAGUACAGGAAAGUGCAACCAUAAUCCUCAAGAAUUUGAGGAGGGGUCUGACUCAUGGGAUUAUUCAGGUUCCUUAUGGGAUAUGAACUAA